UGGUCCGGCCCUGGGGACCCGGGAGGGAGGGAGGCGCCGUGGCCGCGCGCGCGGGCGGGGGCGGGGGCCCAGGUCUCCCAGGAGUAGUUGGGGAACACCCGGCGAUUCUGGCGGCUGCUUCCUGGUGGCGCAGGGAGCCCGCGUGUUUGCGAGUGAGUGUGCGUGCGAAGUUCUCCGGCUCGACUCCGCGCUCUCCUUGCCGGCCGCCGCCGCCCAGCCUGCGCCCGCCGUCCCCCCAGUGCCUGGGCACCUGUUGGAGGCAGAGCCAGGGGUGCUGCAUGAGGGGCCGCAGGGGCGAUCGCAUGACCAUCAACAUCCAGGAGCACAUGGCCAUCAACGUGUGCCCUGGGCCCAUCCGGCCCAUCCGCCAGAUCUCUGACUACUUCCCCCGCCUGGGACCAGGACCUGAAGGGGGCGGCGGGGGCGGUGGGGAGGCCCCCGCCCAUCUGGUCCCCCUGGCUCUGGCCCCCCCUGCAGCCCUCCUUGGGGCCACCACGCCUGAGGAUGGUGCGGAGGUGGACAGCUAUGACUCGGAUGAUGCCACCGCUCUGGGCACGCUGGAGUUUGACCUUCUCUAUGACCGGGCCUCCUGCACUCUGCACUGUAGCAUCCUCAGGGCCAAGGGCCUCAAGCCCAUGGAUUUCAAUGGCCUCGCCGACCCCUACGUCAAGCUGCACUUGCUGCCUGGAGCCUGUAAGGCCAAUAAGCUAAAAACGAAGACUCAGAGGAACACACUGAAUCCUGUGUGGAAUGAGGACCUGACGUACAGCGGGAUCACAGAUGACGACAUCACGCACAAGGUGCUCAGGAUCGCCGUCUGUGAUGAGGACAAGCUGAGUCACAAUGAGUUUAUUGGGGAGAUCCGCGUGCCCCUCCGCCGCCUCAAGCCUUCGCAGAAGAAGCAUUUUAACAUCUGCCUCGAGCGCCAGGUCCCGCUGGCGUCCCCCUCUUCCAUGUCAGCGGCACUGAGGGGCAUCUCCUGUUACCUGAAGGAGUUGGAGCAGGUAGAGCAGGGGCAGGGGCUGCUGGAGGAGCGUGGCCGCAUCCUGCUGAGUCUCAGCUACAACUCGCGGCGCCGGGGACUGCUAGUAGGCAUCUUGCGCUGUGCCCAUCUGGCUGCCAUGGACGUCAAUGGUUACUCGGACCCCUACGUCAAGACGUACCUGAGGCCCGAUGUGGACAAGAAAUCCAAGCAUAAGACGUGCGUGAAGAAGAAGACUCUCAACCCAGAAUUUAACGAGGAGUUUUUCUACGAGAUAGAGCUCUGCACUCUGGCCACCAAGACCCUGGAAGUCACCGUCUGGGACUAUGACAUUGGCAAAUCCAAUGACUUCAUUGGUGGUGUGUCCCUGGGGCCAGGUGCCCGAGGUGAGGCUCGGAAGCACUGGAGUGACUGCCUGCAGCAGCCGGACGCAGCCCUGGAGCGCUGGCACACCCUGACCAGCGAGCUGCCCCCCGCGGCCGGGGCUCUGUCCUCAGCCUGAGUGGACAGCAGUGUCCUGGCACAGGCCCAUCGAGCCGGGUCCAGUACCCAACCUUCGCACGAGUGUGUUGCACGUUUACACGGGGUGGGCUGCCCCCACCCUGCACUACAUGUCUUAUUUUUGUGAGUCUCCGUGACCCGGGUCUGUCUGCUCAUGAGGGGCUGUGGAGUUCUAUAUUCACAUAUGCAAACCUCCUGCCUGACUCGCUAGUCCCUGCAAAUAUGCAAACCCCCUAUCAUCUGCACACCCGGGCAGUGCUCAGAGCCCGGCCCCAGACCCCCGCGCUCCUCACUCCUGCCUCUCCACGCUGCCCCGUCCCUCUCCCCCCACAGGGAGGAGGUCGGAUUAGGGGAGGUUCAGAGGAGAAGAAUGUCUCAAAAAAAAGGGACAAAAAACAAACCCAGAGCCACUCCUUUAAUACAGAAACUUCACUGAAAAAACCUAGCCCUGUACAGCUGCCCUUUUAAAGAGGUGGCCAUCGCAGGGUCUCUGCCUCCCCAGCAGGUGGCAGAUGCUCCCGGCCACUCGUUUAAAUAACUGUCCCCUGGAGCAGGCCGGGGUUUGAAGGCAGGGCCCCUGCCACCCUCCUGGGGGACACCCGUGCAUGUUUACGCCUUUUCUGGUUGUGUCAGUGGCCGGAGCAUGGCAGCUGGGCGUCAAUAAACACCUCCGAGGAA
Molecule: messenger RNA, 2161 nt
Organism: Nomascus leucogenys (northern white-cheeked gibbon)
Lineage: Eukaryota; Metazoa; Chordata; Mammalia; Primates; Hylobatidae
Source: RefSeq, a predicted model, not a curated record